Salarias fasciatus (jewelled blenny) is the source of this 1097-nucleotide messenger RNA. RefSeq names its product canopy FGF signaling regulator 4 (gene cnpy4). The transcript has 6 exons. NCBI's taxonomy places the organism in Eukaryota, Metazoa, Chordata, Actinopteri, Blenniiformes, Blenniidae. The coding region runs from base 102 to 770 and encodes 222 amino acids. The record is from RefSeq and is a predicted model, not a curated record.
GCAUGCGUAGAAAUGCCGACGUGGCUGGCUGGUAGACUUUAAAGUUUAAACUUUUAGUCGCUUAAGUUUUAUUUUCUCUGUAUUUAACUCCGCCAGUUGCGAUGAGAGUGUUUCUCUUGGCUGCGCUGUGGGUGUGCGGCUCCUUUUCAGCCGACGAAGACGAGAGGCUGCCGAAUAAAUGCGAAGUGUGUAAGUUUCUGACUGUGGAGCUGCAGGAGGCUCUGGAGAAAACCGGUCGCUCCAAAGAAGUGCUGGAGGUGGGAGAAGUGCUGGACACGGGCAGGAGGAGGAGGAAGAUCAAAUACAACACCUCGGAGACUCGGCUGACUGAGGCUGUGGACAACAUCUGUGAGCGCAUCCUGCAGUACAGCGUCCACGCAGAGAGACCUGGGAGCCUCCGAUAUGCCAAGGGCACCAGUCAGACCAUGGCCACUCUGAAGAAUCUGGUGCACAAGGGCGUGAAGGUGGACCUGGGCAUGCCGUUCGAGCUGUGGGACGAGCCCUCUGUGGAGGUGUCGGACAUGAAGAAGCAGUGUGAGACGAUGCUGGAGCAGUUCGAGGAGGUGGUGGAGGACUGGUACUUCCACCACCAGGACCAGAGGCUGGAGAACUUCCUGUGUGAGAAGCACGUCCUCCAGCCGUCUGACAGAGAGUGUUUAAAGGAGAUGUGGAAAGGAGAAGUGGCCAACAAAGGAGGAUCCGAGGACGGGACGACUCCACAACCGCAGGAAGGAAAAGAAGAAGGGACACACGACGCGGGGGAACUUUAGAGAGAACACAAUGCUAAAGACAACGCUACACCUCCUGUUCAGAUGACCCAGGCUGAAAAAUUAACAGGAAGAGAAUAAAAUGAGGUACUGAGACUUGGGGGUAACUCCUGAAACGUGUGGACCUUCAUGAUGGGGAUGUGAGGCUCCACAUUAGGCUCUUAUUGUUUAUAUUGUGAAUCUACAUUGAAGUGUUUGAUAUGAAAUGUUACCUCUGUUACUCUCCUUUUGCCAUUAGUCUGCUACAUAGCAGUAUAUUUGUACUCUAAACUGCACCUUUUGAUAUGCACAGUAUUUUCAUGUUGAAUAAAAAUACUUUGUUUUUACACU